This is a messenger RNA of Nicotiana tabacum (common tobacco), 727 nucleotides long. Its product is annotated as kunitz trypsin inhibitor 5. The record is from RefSeq and is a predicted model, not a curated record. Gene Ontology annotation, molecular function: endopeptidase inhibitor activity. NCBI's taxonomy places the organism in Eukaryota, Viridiplantae, Streptophyta, Magnoliopsida, Solanales, Solanaceae.
UUGUUCAACAAAAAAGGAAGGUACCAUGAGUACAACAAACUAUCUAAAAUUGCUACUCCUACUCCAAAAUUUAUUCUCAUUAGCUUGCCUAAUAACCAGCCAACCUGCAGCCCCAUCAACAACACCAACCACAACACCAGUGCUAGACAUUGAUGGCCAUGAGCUCCAAAUUGGCUCAAAAUACACAAUUUUACCUAGUCAAAAUGGAACUGGUGGAGGUGGACUAGCACUAGCAGCUAAAGACAGGCCAUGUCCUUUUUAUGUCAUGCAAGAAAAUCUUGAAUCCUCUAAUGGCCUUCCAACAAGAUUCAUGACGGUUGACAAUAAACAAAAUGUCAUAAAUCUUUCUACUGAUUUAAACAUUGUGUUUUUUGCUGCCACCAUUUGUGUGCAGUCCACGGCGUGGAAGCUCGGUGGCGCGGACGAGAUAACCGGCCGGAGGUAUGUCAUGAGUGGUGGCAUGACUGGCCGGCCGGGGCUGGAGACAGUGAGCAAUUGGUUUAGAAUAGAGAGGAUUGCGAAUGGGAGUAGUAUUAAUAAUGGGUAUUAUAAGAUUGUGUUCUGUCCUGGGGUUUGUAAUAAUUGUAAGGUAGUGUGUGGGAAUGUUGGUGUUUUUAAUGAGAAUGGGAAGAGAUGGCUUGGGUUGAAUGAUGAACCACUUGUUGUUAGGUUCAAGAAAGUUCUGAAUUAGUAUGAAGAAUUGAACUUAUCAUUUUUCUUCUUCUUA